Molecule: messenger RNA, 1836 nt
Organism: Cadophora gregata
Lineage: Eukaryota; Fungi; Ascomycota; Leotiomycetes; Helotiales; Ploettnerulaceae
Gene: PFA3
Product: palmitoyltransferase for Vac8p
Exons: 2
Coding region: 116-1600 (494 amino acids)
Biological process (GO): protein targeting to membrane; peptidyl-L-cysteine S-palmitoylation
Cellular component (GO): endoplasmic reticulum; Golgi apparatus
Molecular function (GO): protein-cysteine S-palmitoyltransferase activity
Source: RefSeq, a predicted model, not a curated record
GGGAAGCCUAACCCCGACUCAGCCUCCUUUCCAUCAUCAUCAAACAGUCUCAAUUCCAGGAUUGUACUCCAGUCCUCCCAGGUUCCGCCUCUUCAAUAUCCACCAUGCACUUCUCAUGAUGGCUACAUUGGCACCACCAAGUUCUUCAAGAUCUCCGAACAGAAUGCCUCGAAAGUGGGCUCGCAAAUGCGAACGAUAUGUCUGCUUAGGAGCCACUUAUUUCCCCCUACUAUUCGUCUACUCUCUUACAACUUGGGCCGUAUGGGUGGAGGCCACAAUUGGAUUUCUGCAAGCAAAAACGACAUGGACGGGAACCGGCACAUCCGUCCUAGGUAUCGCUUUGUACAUCCUAUUGAACUGGUCCUACACGACUGCAGUCUUUACGAGCCCAGGAACAACAACUAGCAGUAAUGGAUAUAGCACACUACCAACAAACGCGCCGCCGGCUGCUACCAAUUUCACAGUCAAAUCAAAUGGGGAAAUGAGAUUCUGCAAGAAGUGUCAGGCGCGAAAGCCGGAUCGAGCACAUCACUGCUCGACAUGCAAAACAUGUGUCCUGAAAAUGGACCAUCACUGCCCAUGGCUAGCGACCUGUGUUGGGCUACGAAAUUAUAAAGCCUUUCUUCUAUUCCUGAUCUACACGACACUCUUCUGCUUUGUCGACUUCGCAGUGUCAGGUUAUUGGGUCUACAGAGAGAUCCUGACCGAAGGGGAAUACACGGAUGCGCUGAUGCCGAUCAACUAUGUGAUGCUAGCUGUGAUCUCUGGAAUAAUAGGGUUGGUGCUCGCUGGAUUCACAGGGUGGCAUAUCAUUCUCGCUUCUAGAGGUCAGACUACCAUUGAAUGUUUGGAGACAACGAGAUAUCUAUCUCCUCUAAGAAAGCAGCACCAACAUCUUUCUCAGUCGAGCUACGAGCAGCAGCAGCGAGACAUGAAUGGGGAACCUGGCCAGCAUGGGCAGCGGCACGAAUCCUACGAUGCGCUGGAGAGAUUUAGAGCGAGGGAGAGAUACGAAGCAUAUCUCGAUGAGCAAGACUCUGAAAAGCUACCAAGCGCUUUCGACUUGGGACGGAAGCGAAACCUGCAGCAUCUCUUUGGACCAAGCAAGUUGUUGUGGUUCUUCCCGAUUUGCAACACGACUGGCGAUGGAUGGAGUUGGGACGCCAGUCCCAAAUGGUUGGAAGCGAGAGAGAAGAUCGCUCGGGAGAGGGAGGAGCAACGACAACGAGAACACGCUGCUGGCUGGGGAGCGGACCCAACCCCACAAAUACCGCCUGUCCGUGAUGGUGCGGGUAGACAUUAUGUCUCAUAUCCUAAUCGGACACAAUCUAAAGCGGAUAGACUGCUGGGGAGAAAUCCAGAUGAUUAUAGCGACGAUUCGGUUCCUAUGAACAACCUACGAUCGAGGGACCCAGAAGACCAGUAUGAUAUUAGUAGUGAUGAAGACGAGGCUGAUAGGAGGGCUUUGGACCGUAAAGCUACACACGGUUGGCCUCAGAGAGUUGGUGUUGUCACGAAUACAUUGUUAGGGAACACGCUUGCCAGGCAGAAGGAUGAUGUCCGGGGCUGGGAUGGCAUUGACGAUGGUGGCGUUGAUUGAGAGUAUAUUAUGGCUGUAUUUGGGAUCAUUGGUUGGCGUUACCUAGGCAGGUCGAUGUAUCAUACCCCAUUUAUGAUUUGCAUGUACCCUUAGCAUCUACAUAUUACCUUCAAUAUUUGUAUUAUUUAAGGUUCAAAGUGACAUAGGAUCCUACGAGAUGACGAUGAUUUGUUCUGUUCAUGUAUCGUAAACCCUGGGAAUUGGGAUUGUCGGAGAGGGUUUCCUUCCUGGUCAUU